Molecule: messenger RNA, 2157 nt
Organism: Erigeron canadensis
Lineage: Eukaryota; Viridiplantae; Streptophyta; Magnoliopsida; Asterales; Asteraceae
Product: LRR receptor-like serine/threonine-protein kinase EFR
Exons: 2
Coding region: 1-2157 (718 amino acids)
Biological process (GO): hormone-mediated signaling pathway
Cellular component (GO): plasma membrane
Molecular function (GO): protein binding; ATP binding
Source: RefSeq, a predicted model, not a curated record
AUGAGAUCAUGGAAUGAUUCUAUCCAUUUCUGCAACUGGACAGGUAUAUAUAUUGUGUGCGGUCAAAAGCACAAAAGAGUUAUUGCCAUCUCUUUGUGGUCUAGGGGACUUUCUGGUUCAAUAUCGCCUACAAUUGGUAACCUGUCCUUUCUUAGGGUGAUUCUCUUUCACAAUAAUCACUUCACGGCCAAUCUCCCUCAAGAAAUUGGCAGGUUAUCAAAAUUACGGAGGCUAGGACUUAGAAAUAACUCUCUGUCAGGUGAAAUUCCUAUGAAUCUAUCUCGGUGUCUGAAUCUUGAAGAACUUGAUCUUGGAGGGAACAAUUUCAUAGGGAUUUUUCCUAAUGAGUUUGAAUCACUCACUAAGCUUGUAUACAUAACCCUUGACCGGAAUAACCUAACGGGAGAAAUACCCAAGUUUAUAGGAAACUUUACAUCCCUUGAACUUACAUCCCUUGAACAGAUAUCUGCGAAGUCAAAUAAUUUCCAUGGAAGCAUUCCAGAUACUCUAGGCCAGUUAUCCAAAUUAUCUUUUCUUGGGUUCCCAUCAAAUAUGCUUUCAGGCAUUUUACCAUCUUCAUUUUUUAAUCUUUCAUCACUCACAAUAAUAAAUCUGCCUCAAAAUUUGAUUGGUGGGAAUCUUCCUGCAGACUUUGCACAAAGAUUUCCUAGACUUAUAUUUUUAAACCUUCCUAUAAACAAAUUUACUGGACCUAUUCCAGUCUCAUUAUCUAAUGCCUCAAAUCUUGAAGAGCUAGCACUUGGUGACAACUUAUUCACUGGCACAGUGCCUAGUUUUGAUCGGCAAACAAGAUUGACAUGGUUUGCAAUUGGUGAUAAUAAACUUGGGAAUGGAAAAUCUGACAACUUAAACUUUGUAUCAUCUUUGGCCAACUGUACUAACUUAACGUAUUUGGGUUUCGGUGCCAACAAUCUUGGAGGUGUACUGCCGAAAUCAUUGUUCAACUUUACCCAACUCACUCAACUAAUAGUAAGGGGAAGUUUAAUAUCGGGGAAUAUCCCCUCUGACAUUGGACAGGUAGUUAACAUUAACAGACUAAUUCUAAGCAACAACCAAUUCAUUGGAAGAAUUCCCAAAUCGAUUGGGAAUCUCAGAAAUGUGGUUGAAUUGUCACUCCAUGAUAACUCAUUAUCAGGUUCCAUACCAUUCUCAUUGGGAAAUCUCACGCUAUUGAGUCAACUGGGUGUAGAUUAUAACAAUCUUGAGGGAACUGUUCCGUAUAGUCUAUCAAACUGUAGGCAGUUGCAGCUGUUGCUACUUAACCACAAUAAUCUCAGUGGUGACGUACCUAAAGAGAUAUUCAGUCUAUCUAGCUUGACAGAAUCUCUUGACCUUUCUGAUAACCAUUUUGCGGGUUUUCUUCCUUCUGAAAUAGGCAACUUAAAGAAUUUGGUUUCUUUUAAUAUUUCAAACAACAUGCUAUCUGGGGUAAUUCCACCUAGUCUUGGAGCAUGCACGAGUUUGGUUGUAUUAUCUAUAUCAAGAAACACCAUCCAAGGAGAAAUUCCUGCUACUUUUAGCUCACUGAGAGGACUAAGUAGUGCUGAUUUUCCCCUCAACAACUUAACAGGGAAAAUACACCUUGGAGAUUUUGCAUCUCUCAAAACUUUAAAUUUAUCUUUUAACAGUUUCGAAGGAAAGCUGCCUGUACUAGGAGCUUUUACAAACACAAGCAUCGUUUCUGUUAAUGGGAAUGCAAAUCUUUGUGGUGGUAUUCGAGAAUUUCAGUUGCCUGAAUGUACCCUUGAAGAAUCAGCAAGGAAAAACCAAAUUCCCCAUUCCUUACAAAUCAUCAUUCCGGCCGUAAGUGUGAUAUUUUUCCUAAUUAUAGUAGUAAAGUCUUAUUUGGUUUACAAACGAAAGUACGGUAAGAAGGCUUCUCCAGAGAGUGACUCCAAUAUCGAAAGUUUUCCACAAGUAUCUUAUAGAAACUUAAAGAAAGCAACCAAUGGCUUUUCUUCAGAAAACUUAAUAGGUUCUGGGAAGUUCGGUUCUGUUUACAAGGCCAAUCUAUCUGAAAAAGAUAGCCCACAACUUGUUGCUGUCAAAAUUUUCAAGGGAAUGACUUCGAGGCUCUCAGCUAUUCUUAUAUGGUCAAUGGGAGUUUGGAAGACUGGUUGCAUCAUAAUCCGGUAG